Peronospora matthiolae is the source of this 1329-nucleotide messenger RNA. Lineage: Eukaryota; Oomycota; Peronosporomycetes; Peronosporales; Peronosporaceae. The record is from the annotation of a GenBank genome assembly.
AUGCAGCGGUCUUUUGUCAUCCUCCUCAUCGCGCUUGCAGCUGAAGUUGUCGUCGCGCAAGCAAUCGGUCGAGAAGUGAAAAUCCUGAUCGGUACAGGGUGCGGAUUCUCCAACUACGCGACCUUGCCAAAAGCGACUGCAAACGAGCCUUCCUAUCGUCUACAGCUUGACCCGGGGCUUGGGAAGGGCAUCUACGUGCUGUACUUCACGCAAUUCAAUCUCCCUGAAUCCGACGAGCUGCUGCUCAGAGCUUCUUCCGAAGAUUCAGAGACGACACCUCCAGUGGCAGUGCUGUCGGGAAAGAACGCAACGGGUGCAUUUUACUCGAUCGCGAUACCGGGAAACGGAGUCGUGCUGGAACUGUUCAAAGAUCCCUCGGUCCCUGAUCAAUCGAGCUCGACUUCGUGUCGAGGCUUCACCGUUAGUCGAUUGCUCUUUACUCCGAAAAAGCUCGUCGAUAAGGCUCAUUAUUUGCAAGGCGCUGUCGAGGUGCCGCUAAUCGAACCGGCCAACUUGACUGAAAGCGAUGACAACGACCACAUCAACAACGAAAGUCUCUGUGGUGCAGAUGAAUCCGUCGAAGCUGUUUGCACACCGAAUGCAACCAACAACAGUACUGAAGGAGCCGUCAUGCUGGCCAAGUCGCAACCGGUAGCACGACUGUCGAUCAUCAAGGACAACGGCAUGGCAAUCGCCUACUGUACGGGAUGGCUGCUCGGUUGUGAGGGUCAUUUGAUCACGAAUCAGCACUGCAUCGGCAACAGCCAAGAUGCGCUAAAUACCAGGGUCGAGUUUCUUGCUCAGUCGACGAGCUGCAGUACAAAUGACACUUGCAACUCGCGUGGGGAAUGUCCAGGACCGAUCGGCGUGGCGUCGACGACGCUUGUGGCCGUGUCGGAAGAAUUGGACUAUGCGCUGGUUCGACUUGGUAUCAACGACAGUGUGGCGAAUUACUCUGGCUUGUAUGAGAAGACGAAUGGCUACCUACAGCUCCGUCCAUCUGGAGCAGUGCUGAAAGAGUCAAUUUACAUUCCGCAGCAUCCGCUAGGCUACGGCAAACGCAUUGCGUGGCUGCAUAAUGGCCAACCGGGACGGAUCGAGUCACUCACAGCCACGGGAUGCCGACGAGACGACGUGGGCUACUACAUCGAUACCCAGGAAGGAGCCUCGGGCUCACCCAUCCUCGCCACGAGUGAUCAUCAGGUUAUUGCGAUGCACCACUGCGGUGGCUGCCUGAAUGGCGCGAUACCAGCGCAAUCGAUAAUCGAGGAUCUCACCACAAAAGGCGUGUUACCGAAUUGCUCCGUCGCAACUCGUGCAGGUCAAUAA